UUUCUGCUAGAUCGACGGCGACACAUGAUUUCACUGUACAUCGGAGAAGAGCAACAACAAUAACACGCAGUCAGCGCGGGUUAUGGAGCAAUAAAUGACAGUGAACGUCGAUUGGUCGUUUGAGGCGGUCUUACUGUCGUUCAUAAAACUCCGGUCAAUGUCAAUUCUGUACUAGUAACAUUAGCUGUUACUGCAGCUGGAUCAGCGCUGUCUCCAGGAAUGGCAUUCAAUAAGAAGUAUGUAAGCGUGGGCUACUCUUGUGUUGGGAUGUUGGUGGGAUUUUCGGCGUUUCUAGUGUGGAACAUCGCCUAUAAACAGCCGUGGACAGCCGCGAUGGGUGGAUUAUCAGGUGUUUUGGCAUUAUGGACUCUGGUCACACACAUAAUGUACCUUCAGGACUUUUGGAGAACAUGGUUAAAGGGCCUGAAGUUUUUCUUGGUCACAGGCGUCACUUUCUCCAUGGUUUCCAUCGUAGCGUUCAUCUCCUUCCUCGGUGUGGCCAUCUCCCACAAAGAAUCCCUCACAGAUCCUGCCAGUCUGUACCUGUCAUGUGUGUGGAGCUUCAUGAGUUUGAAGUGGGCGUUCCUGCUGGCCCUCUAUUCUCAUCGGUAUCACAAAGAAUUUGCCGACAUCUCCAUCCUCAGUGACUUUUAAAUACACACACAGUGAUGCACUCGUGCCCACAGAGAAUGGAGACAUGCUUGGCUGUUACCAUUUGAAAUGGACAAGGAACACUCAACGUGGAGAGUCAGAAAGCUUUCGUGUUUUUUUUAUAUCAAUAUACGACAUUAGUGUGUCACUUCCCUCUCUAUCUACUGUUGUCUGUUGUAGAUCUUGUUAGACGCAAGAGUAUGUUGAAGGACGUCAUCUGUCGUUUACAUUUUUUGCCUUUUUAAUAGCUCUGAUCAAUGUGAAUAUUUUCACUUUGAGUAUGUAUGGUUAAUAGGUAUUAAAAGGAGUCUUUUGUCUUUCUCCUUGCUGCUCUUUUCUUGUUGUCCUGAAUGUUUUUUCUGCAGUUUCAUUAUGGGAUAUUGAUAAGUGACAGGUUUUUAUUAAGCUGAUCUGUCCCUAAAAAACAAUUUCUCCUUCUGCCUCUUUGCAUUUAGGUAGCUGGCUGUUGAUUGUUAAAUAAGCACUUUAUUGUCUAGACAAUGUGGUUUAAACAAUCGAAAACCUUGUGUGGGAAUCUUGAGGCUUUAUUGAUGAGUGAAACGUCGUUUGGAAAGGCUUUUUGUUUUUCUUUUCUUGUUAAUAUUUUUAUGACCCCAAAGCAACAUCUAGCACACAUUUGGAUUAUAUGAAUGAUUCAAUCAAUGAUAUUUGUAGACCUACAGGGUUAGUGAUUUUCAGUAUUACCAUCACGUCUGUCAUCUGAGAGUUGUUUUGUAUAAAUUCAUUCACUCAGACAAUACUGCAUGCAUAUCUUAUAUUAUGUUGAGAUUUCGUUUUAUAUUUACACAGAAACAUUGUGUUACACUGUUUGAAUGUGAUGUUGGCGGUUGCCUAACAUUUCAGACACUUUUGUGAACGUAUCCAUUAUACUGUAAUGUUAUGAAAUUAAUAACUUUAUGUGUGAGCGGGCCAUUAAUAAAAUAACCUGUUAUGGCAACCAGA
Pimephales promelas (fathead minnow) is the source of this 1614-nucleotide messenger RNA. It is a transcript of the gene slc48a1b, whose product is annotated as solute carrier family 48 member 1b. NCBI's taxonomy places the organism in Eukaryota, Metazoa, Chordata, Actinopteri, Cypriniformes, Leuciscidae. Gene Ontology annotation, molecular function: heme binding; heme transmembrane transporter activity. Gene Ontology annotation, cellular component: lysosomal membrane; plasma membrane. The record is from RefSeq and is a predicted model, not a curated record. Gene Ontology annotation, biological process: heme transport.